AUGGACGAAGCAAAGACUCUCAUCCGGACUGCAGUGCGCACUUUCUUCCCUCAUCCGAAACAGAUCAUCAUUGUCGAUGCCAUCCUCAUGCACUCAGUUUUACAAAUGGACGACCUGAACAUUCUGCUGAACUCUCAGCCAAAAGACAUCCGCAGCCUGCUCAACCCUCUGCGCACUGCCAGGCUCGUCCAGACACAAUCCCGCAAUGAAGCCAAGAUUGGCUCUACAAGACCCUCGUCCAGAGAAUACUACUUCUGUCCCUUCCACCCUGCCAUCGACGCAAUCAAGUACAAAAUCGCAAAACUCCGCAAGAAAGUGGAGGCGAUGUACCAACAAGACGAGACCAAACGCAAAGACUGGCGCUGUCCCCGCUGCAAAGCAGAAUAUGAAGAACUUGACAUACUUGACAAAGUCGGAGACGAAGGCUUCUACUGCGACAGGUGCCAUGCGACCCUGGUUCAAAACGAACAAGCCGCACUGAAAGACCGCGGCAACCAUGAAAAGAUCAGAAAGCUGAAUGACCAGCUCAAGAAAUUUGACGACAUGGUCCUCAAGAUCGAUCGUACAGACAUUCCCGAAAACGACUUCGCCUCAGCAUGGGACCGAAAGAAAGACGUCCCCCGACCGCAGGGAAGCGGGAAAACAGACACAUCAGAACAGUACGUUCCUCUACAGAGAGGCAACAGAUACUACGACUACAAACGAAGCGGCCCAGACAUGGUCGACGUCAAAAACCUCACUGUCAACUUGACCAGUGGUGAGGAACAGGAGCGUGAAGAAGCCGAAAGGAAAGAAGAGCGCAGGAAAUUCCUCGCCAAACAGAAUCAGUUACCUGUGUGGUACACAAGCAGUGCAAUCGGGGCUACCACCAAUGGGACCGCCACGGCUGCUACCACCCCAGACGAAGAAGACGCAGGAGAGGAAGAAGCAGAAGAGGAUUUUGAAGACGUGGAUGUCAAACCAGUCAACGGCAUCAAGAGAGAAUAUGAAGUCGCCUUUGAAGGGGACUCGGAAGAAGAUGAAGAGUUUGAAGAUGCAGUUUAA
Fonsecaea multimorphosa CBS 102226 is the source of this 1044-nucleotide messenger RNA. RefSeq lists its product as uncharacterized. Bases 1 to 1044 code for a protein of 347 amino acids. The transcript has a single exon. The record is from RefSeq and is a predicted model, not a curated record. NCBI's taxonomy places the organism in Eukaryota, Fungi, Ascomycota, Eurotiomycetes, Chaetothyriales, Herpotrichiellaceae. Gene Ontology annotation, biological process: transcription initiation at RNA polymerase II promoter; transcription open complex formation at RNA polymerase II promoter. Gene Ontology annotation, cellular component: transcription factor TFIIE complex.